Messenger RNA from Lutra lutra (Eurasian river otter), 2884 nucleotides. RefSeq names its product poly(ADP-ribose) polymerase family member 6 (gene PARP6). The transcript has 24 exons. Gene Ontology annotation, molecular function: protein serine/threonine kinase activator activity; NAD+ poly-ADP-ribosyltransferase activity; kinase binding. Gene Ontology annotation, cellular component: nuclear envelope; endoplasmic reticulum tubular network; membrane. Gene Ontology annotation, biological process: endoplasmic reticulum unfolded protein response. The coding region runs from base 715 to 2610 and encodes 631 amino acids. The record is from RefSeq and is a predicted model, not a curated record. NCBI's taxonomy places the organism in Eukaryota, Metazoa, Chordata, Mammalia, Carnivora, Mustelidae.
CGUGACGGAACGACGAGGCGUGGGGGUGCGCGACCUCGCCCGCCCGGCCCGGCCCCCGCCCCUUGGCCUGCCGCUCCGCCCCCGCGGGGCGUCCCGGGCCGCUAGUCCCCUCAGCGGCGGCCGCACGCGGCCCGGGGUCGCCGUGAGUACUCGCGAGGCCGGCCUGUGGGGCGGCCGCCACGGGGACGGGGCGGGGCGGCCGGGCCGCGGGAAGGGUGCGGGGCCCGCCCCGCCUCGGCCGGGGUGGAUGAACAGAAACCAAGCAGCAACAGCCCUUGGCGAGAGGCUAAGUUUUUCUCGACUUCUACGGUGACAAAGACCUUGAGAAAGUUGGUACUUCUGGCCUACGCUGCCAACGUCCUACCACCCAGCCCAAGACAGCCCAAGCUGGACAUUAGUGCCUCCCUCUUUAUUCCUCUGUGAUCAUCCAGAUCAGCACCUGACUGUUUAUUUUCAAAUCUCACAAACCCGGCUCAGCCCUCAGAUCUUCAUAAUUUUGGUUCUCAGCUGCUCUUGAAGGACAGUGACUUGUUACCACCACUACAGCAGAGCCUGACAUCCCCAGCAGAUCUCCAGUCAGCCCCUGACAUCACCCCCUCCCUUGUCUCCCUCUGUGGCCUCCUAAAUGCCCAUCCCGUUGGCCUGGGUUCAGCUGGUGGUAUGGAGGGGUGCUGCCUAGCACUGACCUGGGAGUGUGUGUGACCCACUGACCCAAUGGACAUCAAAGGCCAGUUCUGGAAUGAUGAUGAUUCGGAGGGAGAUAAUGAAUCAGAGGAAUUUCUCUAUGGAGUUCAGGGGAGCUGUGCAGCCGACCUGUAUCGACACCCCCAGCUUGAUGCAGACAUUGAAGCCGUGAAGGAGAUCUACAGUGAGAACUCUGUAUCCAUCAGAGAAUAUGGAACUAUCGAUGACGUGGACAUUGACCUCCACAUCAACAUCAGCUUCCUCGAUGAGGAAGUCUCUACAGCCUGGAAGGUCCUCCGAACAGAACCUAUUGUGUUGCGGCUGCGGUUUUCUCUCUCCCAGUACCUCGAUGGACCAGAACCAUCAAUUGAGGUUUUCCAGCCAUCGAAUAAAGAAGGAUUUGGGCUGGGUCUUCAGUUGAAAAAGAUCCUGGGUAUGUUCACUUCCCAACAAUGGAAACAUCUCAGCAAUGAUUUCUUGAAGACCCAGCAGGAAAAGAGGCACAGUUGGUUCAAGGCAAGUGGUACCAUCAAGAAGUUCCGAGCUGGCCUCAGCAUCUUCUCGCCCAUCCCCAAGUCUCCCAGUUUCCCUAUCAUACAGGACUCCAUGCUGAAAGGCAAACUGGGUGUACCAGAGCUUCGAGUUGGGCGCCUCAUGAACCGUUCCAUCUCCUGCACCAUGAAGAACCCCAAAGUGGAGGUGUUUGGCUACCCUCCCAGCCCCCAGGCAGGUCUCCUGUGCCCCCAGCACGUGGGCCUCCCUCCCCCAGCACGGACCUCUCCUUUGGUCAGUGGUCACUGCAAGAACAUCCCCACUCUGGAAUAUGGAUUCCUUGUCCAGAUCAUGAAGUAUGCAGAACAGAGGAUUCCAACGUUGAAUGAAUAUUGUGUGGUGUGUGAUGAGCAGCAUGUCUUCCAGAAUGGAUCCAUGCUCAAGCCAGCUGUCUGUACUCGUGAGCUGUGUGUUUUCUCCUUCUACACGCUGGGAGUCAUGUCUGGAGCUGCAGAGGAGGUCGCCACUGGAGCAGAGGUGGUGGAUCUGCUGGUGGCCAUGUGUAGGGCAGCUUUGGAAUCCCCUAGAAAGAGCAUCAUCUUUGAGCCUUAUCCCUCUGUGGUGGACCCCACUGAUCCCAAGACUCUGGCCUUUAACCCCAAGAAGAAGAAUUAUGAACGACUUCAGAAAGCUCUGGAUAGUGUGAUGUCCAUCCGGGAGAUGACCCAGGGCUCAUACCUAGAAAUUAAGAAGCAGAUGGACAAGCUGGAUCCCUUGGCCCAUCCUCUCUUGCAGUGGAUCAUCUCUAGCAACAGGUCACACAUUGUCAAACUACCUCUCAGCAGGCAGCUGAAGUUCAUGCACACCUCACACCAGUUCCUCCUGCUGAGCAGCCCUCCUGCCAAGGAGGCUCGGUUCCGGACCGCCAAGAAGCUCUAUGGCAGCACCUUUGCCUUCCAUGGGUCCCACAUUGAGAACUGGCAUUCAAUCCUGCGCAAUGGGCUGGUCAAUGCAUCCUACACCAAACUGCAGCUGCAUGGAGCAGCCUAUGGCAAAGGCAUCUACCUGAGCCCCAUCUCCAGUAUUUCCUUUGGAUACUCAGGAAUGGGAAAAGGACAGCACAGGAUGCCCUCCAAGGAUGAGCUGGUCCAGAGAUAUAACAGGAUGAAUACCAUCCCCCAGACCCGAUCCAUUCAGUCGAGGUUCCUGCAGAGUCGGAAUCUAAACUGUAUAGCACUUUGUGAAGUGAUUACAUCUAAGGACCUCCAGAAGCAUGGGAACAUCUGGGUGUGCCCUGUGUCUGACCAUGUCUGCACACGGUUCUUCUUUGUAUAUGAGGAUGGUCAGGUGGGCGAUGCCAACAUUAAUACUCAGGACCCCAAGAUACAGAAGGAAAUCAUGCGUGUGAUCGGAACUCAGGUUUACACAAACUGAGGGGGCCCCAGCCCUCGUACCACCCCUGUUCCCCCAGGAUCCAUCUGCCCUCAUACAAGGGCUCAGGAGCAGCGUGCGAGGCUGCCCUGAGGAAUCAAGGGGCCAUUACCAAGGGGCAGGAAAAGGAUAGAAGAGGCGGCCUUCAUGGUGGAGACUGACCCAGGAACCACUCCACAUUUGGAUGGCCCAGACUGACUCCCUACUCCUGAUUUUCCCAGUUGACUUCACCCUGUUUGUAAAUAAAACAAUAAAAUGGAAGGUGCUGUGGACUGGA